AUGGCGCAGGAAAUAGCUCAUACUGACGGUUCAAAUGGUGGGGCUAACCCAAACGCUGCUCAGUAUCGCAUGGAUAAAUGGGCGAUGAUCAAAACUUUCCUAUUCCGCCUUAUUUUUACCUACUUUAUUUUCAAUCUUUUUCGUCGCAAUCCUACUCCAACACCGCCUGGGAAAUCAGCCGCCCCAGCGCAAUCUUCGAAUAUUCUUAUGAAAGACGAGGCCUUAGACAUGUUUGUCUACCUCACUGAAACACCACAGAUGACCAACUAUAGUGAUCCAUCGUUGCUAUUUUGGCACCUUGAAGGUCUACGAUAUGGAAAUUGGGAAGAUGGAGAGGCGCGUGAUGGAAGUUAUACAAAGACGGCGAUCUUGAAGGCUAGUGAAAAUCUGAAAAACAAUGGUUCAAUGUACAUUCAUGUUUACUUUGUUUUGCCUGGAUUCUCUCCGGAUCCGGACUCUGAAGAAAAAUACUCCAAGCAAUAUACAUUUUCGGCUUCCAAA
This is a messenger RNA of Hydatigera taeniaeformis, 501 nucleotides long. NCBI's taxonomy places the organism in Eukaryota, Metazoa, Platyhelminthes, Cestoda, Cyclophyllidea, Taeniidae. The record is from the annotation of a GenBank genome assembly.